This is a messenger RNA of Diorhabda carinulata, 3448 nucleotides long. RefSeq names its product integrator complex subunit 9 (gene IntS9). Bases 1485 to 3425 code for a protein of 646 amino acids. The record is from RefSeq and is a predicted model, not a curated record. Gene Ontology annotation, cellular component: integrator complex. The transcript is spliced from 11 exons. NCBI's taxonomy places the organism in Eukaryota, Metazoa, Arthropoda, Insecta, Coleoptera, Chrysomelidae. Gene Ontology annotation, biological process: snRNA processing.
AAAAAAAGUACGACAUUAGAAAAUCCUAUUCUAGUUCUAAUUUUUGUUCAAAUCAUUUUUAUGUAUCAAGUAUCCUUAAAAGGUAGGGAGAAAGUACUUUAGAAAAAACAUGAUUUUUGUAUCGUCAACACAUGGAAAAAACAUGAACUUUCAUGUGCCGGCAUUGGCUUUCACAAAAUUUCAUUAGAUUCAAAAAACAUCAAGUUAAUAUUUCAUAAAUCAGAAACAAGUAAUAACUAAGUAAUGUUUCUACUGUAAACAACAGGACGCUAGAAAUUAUUUUUUCCAUAUACAAUUCUGUAACUAUAACCAACUUGUGACAUGUAGUAUAAUAUAGUCCUUUAAAAGAUAUUUAUUACAUUCUUUACAAUUUUAAGUGUCGGUUCAUCCUGUAGUUUUAACAGGAUUAAUUUAUAUGAAUUGUUGAUACAGAUAACAACUGGAAACCUACAAUUUUAAUAACAUGGGCAAUAAAAUGGUAGAUUACAAUUGACAGAAAUUCCUAGUAAUCCGUUAAAUAUUCAAAAUACUUCCAAUCGUUUGCUGUUCCCCAAUUAAGAAUGUAUAUACAUUGCCCAGGAGAAGGGGGAGCUAGAAUAGCAAUCUAGUAAAGUGUAAUACUGUCCUGGUAUAAAACAAUUUAUUGUUCUUUACAUGAUGCCAGUUAAUUUUCGGCUAACACAAUUGAAGUGAGUAAGAUGAAAACAAGACCGCAUGAGAUACUAGCGUACUAGUUGUCUUACUAGCCUUCUAGCUAAAAAAGAAACUAUUUUUCUAGCCACAAUCACUAGCUUACUAACGCUAACAAAUGAAUCUCAUAAUGUACAGACAUUUUUUGUGAUCGGAAAAUUGCAUAUUAUUUAUACAAUGGCAUUGUAUAAAGAAUAGGAUAGUAGGUUAACCUUAUGAGGAUAUCAUUUAACGAGGUGGACGCCACCAAUAGAUGGCAGUGGAGAGUUGCCGUCCACAGCACGUCUUUUCUUACUGUACGUCGUAGCUUGAAUUACGUGUUUUCUUAGCUUUGGUUGCCGAAUUAUCCAAAUAACAGAUGGCGCCAAAAUUAUUUAAAAUAUUAUAUUCAACCCUUAAGCUGUGUUGUAAAGUUUCUUAUUUUGGGUGCCUAUAGCAAAAUUGCAAUUUGAGUUCAUUAUUGUAUUGUGUUCGUUGUGUUAUUGUUGAGUUUCGUUGAUUGUGCAUUUAGAUUAUUUUUUUAUUUGAGAAUCUUUGAACUUGGAUUUCUAUUUCAUUUUUAAGAAAAAAAAUUAAGCAAAGUGACUUUCGAAACUCGGUAAAUUAUCUGUAAUACGAAUUUAAUGAAAAUCAAUAGGAGAAAUAAGCUGGGUAAAUUGUUGAAAUCGGAAGAAAUGUAAUGAAAGAAGAAGAUGCAGAAAAAGUAUGGUUAUAUUUACGUUUUGAAAUUUGUUAUAAACAUAACGUAUGCUUAGAGUGUAAUUAUUAAUAAUAAAAAUAAUUUAUAAUUAAAAAUGAAGCUAUACUGCUUAAGUAACGAUCCUAAUAAGCCCUGUCACAUUUUAACUUUUCGUGAGAUAACCAUGAUGUUGGAUUGCGGUCUUUCAAUGCAAUCUGUUUUAAAUUUUUUACCGCUUUCGUUCGUACCUUCCAACAAAUUGUCGAAUUUACCAAACUGGAUGCCGAGCGAUACGACAGACCCCGAUUUAGAAGGCGAGUUGAAGGAAAACGGCGAUAGGGCGUUCGUAGAUUCGCCACCCGAAUUUUGUCCACCUUUAGAUAAAUUGAUAGAUUUUUCUCAAGUAGACGUUAUAUUAAUUUCUAAUUAUUUAUGUAUGAUGGCUUUACCGUUCGUAACGGAAGGUACGGGCUUUAAGGGCACUAUUUACGCUACUGAACCAACUUUACAAUUCGGAAGAUUACUUUUAGAAGAAAUAGUUCUUUAUAUCGAACAAUGUCCCAAAUAUAAUUUCGCUUCACAAUGGAAAAAUUUCAUAAGUAAAUGUCCCUAUCCUUUAAAUGAAGCUUUCAAACCAAAAUCUUGGAAACAAAUUUAUAAUAAAAGUAAUGUCAACUCGAGUUUAUCUAAAAUACAAAUGGUGGGAUACAACGAGAAAAUCGACGUAUAUGGAGCGUUACAAGUAAUUCCAGCUAGUUCAGGUUUGUGUUUAGGUUCGGCCAAUUGGAUAAUUAGUACUGAACAUGAAAAAAUUGUUUAUUUGAGCGGGUCUAGUACAUUAACCACACAUCCGAGACCAAUGGAUCAUCAUGCUUUAAAAAACGCCGAUGUCUUAAUAAUGACGGAUUUAACUCAAACUCCAAUCAGUAAUCCGGAUUCUAUGUUGGGAGUACUUUGUGUCGUCGUUGGUUUGACGUUGAGAGGUGGCGGUAACGUACUCAUACCCUGUUACCCUACGGGCGUAGUUUACGAUCUUUUCGAAUGUCUUUCUGGCAAAAUGCAAGAAUUGGGUGUAUCAAAUUGUCCGAUGUUUUUCGUAUCUCCAGUAGCCGAUAUGUCUUUAGCGUAUUCUAAUAUUAUGGCCGAAUGGUUAUCGUCAGUUAAACAGAACAAAGUUUAUUUACCAGACGAGCCGUUCCCACACGGUUUAUUAGUGAGAAAUAACAAAUUGAAACAUUUCAAACAUAUUUUUUCCGAAGGUUUCAGUACCGAUUUUCAAGAGCCUUGCGUCGUUUUUUGCGGUCAUCCCAGUUUACGAUUCGGCGACGUCGUUCAAUUCAUUGAACUCUGGGGUAACAAUCCACGUAAUUGUAUCGUCUUUACAGAACCGGAUUUCGAUUAUAUCGAGGCUCUCGCUCCUUACCAACCGUUACAAAUAAAAGUGGCUCAUUGCGCAAUCGAUACUUCAUUGAAUUUCACUCAAGCCAACAAAUUGAUCAAAGACCUAAAACCGAAAACUUUGGUCGUUCCCGAAUGCUACACACAACCGCCGGUCUCGGCGCCGAAUUUAACAGAAUUAGUUAUCGGCAAUCAUAGCGAAAGUUCGGUAAUACCUUAUAAAUGGGGCGAGGUAUUGAAUUUACCUUUAAAAAGAAAACAGGGUCAAGUUUAUAUCGAUACGACGGUAGCUAGACAAAUCGUACCCGUCGAAGUGAAACCCGGUAUCAGUCUAUCGACAGUAACAGGAUGUCUCAACGUUAAAGAUAAUGUUCGAAAUAUACAGGAAAUUAAGGAUAAUAAUGUAUCUACUAAUCAAUCUAUCAAAUACGAAUGGGGCGCUCUGAAUUCACAUGAAUUUUUACAAAAAUUAGCGCAAGAGGGUGUUACCGACGCUAAAGUCGAAUCAUUAGGAGGUAACGUCGUCGUUAUACAUUUGCAAGACGAAGAUGCACUAAUUCAAUUAGAAGACAAUAACACUCAUGUAGUUUGUAACGCAGACGAAAAUUUAAGAAUGAAAUUAAGAAAUAUAGUUAUGCAAUGUCUAAAACAAUUUUAAAUAAAAUCACUUUCCACUUUGCA